Alternaria ventricosa is the source of this 528-nucleotide messenger RNA. RefSeq lists its product as uncharacterized. The record is from RefSeq and is a predicted model, not a curated record. The transcript has 2 exons. Lineage: Eukaryota; Fungi; Ascomycota; Dothideomycetes; Pleosporales; Pleosporaceae. Bases 1 to 528 code for a protein of 175 amino acids.
AUGGUACGAAAUAGCGAAACGCCGACAAUCAAGGUCUUUUUCGAAGACGCCUAUUACACCGAUGAAGAUUUAAGAUUCUUGAGGAACGAGUUCCUGGUCGUUCCUCCGACCAAGUCCAGUGUUGUGACCGUGGAGGUCGACGCACGCAGAAACGGAAGUGGAUGGAAAGCGGCGUGGCCAUCCGAUAAAGUCACCCCCUGGAUGGCCGACGAUUGGAUGUUCGUCACAUUCAAUACGAAGACUCCCAUACGCCAAGUUCUCGCUGGGUACAUCUCCGACCAGCCGAACCCUAUCCCGAGAGAUGAGAAGAGGCGGAUUAAACCUAGAGCGAUCAUCUGUCGACCUGGAUGGGAUUCCGAUAACGACCCCGACAACGAAACAUCCGACUUGACAAACGAUCGCGUUAAAGAAUUGCUAAGGAGCUACUAUACGCUGCCGAUGCCGCUGUUGGAAGGUGAUGACAAGGGGCUAGGCUCUUCAGUCUUUCAUUAUCUGCCGCCAAGAGCUGCCGGCACUGGUACCUCUUAG